GUCAUCAAACUUUGGGUUGCCGUGUCAAACUUCGUCGAAUGUGUGGUUAGCAGUGAGUCUCCGACUUCCGAUCUCCAUCCUCUGCUAGUUUUAGGCUCACCCACCGCAGAGUUAUCGGCAAUCGACACAGAACAAUGGCAGCAGUGUCGGCGACAACAGGGGAGGUGAAGCUGUUGGGACUUUGGAGGAGUCCCUACGUGACCAGGGUGGGGAUCGCUUUGAACCUCAAGAAAGUAGGGUACGAGUUCGUGCAGGAGGAGGUACAAGGGCAGAAGAGCGAGAUCCUGCUGAAGUCCAACCCUGUGUACAAGAAGAUCCCCGUCCUCAUCCACCAGGGAAAGCCCGUCUGCGAGUCCGCCAUCAUCGUGGAGUACAUCGACGAGAUUUGGACCAGCGAGCCUCCCAUCCUGCCCUCCCACCCCUUCGACCGCGCCGUCGCUCGCUUUUGGGUCACCUACAUUGAUGACAAGUUGCUUGCGCUGGUUAGGACUCUCGUUUUCGGAGCAACCGAAGGGACGUCCAAGGCAGAAGUAGCAGACGGAGGGGCAGAAGCUUUUCAGCUGCUGGAAGAGGCUUUCGCCAAGUGCAGCCACGGGAAGGAGUACUUUGGUGGUGACACCAUUGGCUACUUGGAUAUCGCCCUGGGGUGCUGGCUGGGGUGGAUCAAGGCGGUGGAGGAGGUGAGCAACAUCAAGUUCUUGGACGAGAAGAAGGUUCCGCUACUGGUGGGAUGGGCGGAGCGCUUCUUGCAGAACGAGGCAGUGAAGGGAACCAUGCUGGAGGCAGACGAAUACGUACAACGUGUUAAAAACCUUUCAGCGUCUGCUCGUUAACAGAAGUCGAUGGUUCUUCGUGAGCAUGAUAGCGAGCUGCUAAAUUUCUGCAAAGGACGUUUAAUUGGCUGCGAGAAUUGCAAUCUGCUUUCUUCUGGCUUGUUGGCAUCAACAGUUCACUGUAACUCGCAAAUAAAAGACAUUUGGUCGAUAACUAUUUCGCUCUCCCAAGCGCAGUUGGGUUUAUGAAUCUUCCUUGAGAAAAGUCUGAAAUAAUAAAGGAAAUGGAACCAUUAUUUUCCUUA
Musa acuminata AAA Group (dessert banana) is the source of this 1078-nucleotide messenger RNA. RefSeq names its product glutathione S-transferase U18-like. Gene Ontology annotation, molecular function: glutathione transferase activity. The record is from RefSeq and is a predicted model, not a curated record. NCBI's taxonomy places the organism in Eukaryota, Viridiplantae, Streptophyta, Magnoliopsida, Zingiberales, Musaceae. Gene Ontology annotation, cellular component: cytoplasm. The transcript has 2 exons. Bases 135 to 833 code for a protein of 232 amino acids. Gene Ontology annotation, biological process: glutathione metabolic process.